This is a messenger RNA of Protopterus annectens (West African lungfish), 9095 nucleotides long. RefSeq names its product CREB binding protein (gene CREBBP). The record is from RefSeq and is a predicted model, not a curated record. Gene Ontology annotation, biological process: positive regulation of transcription by RNA polymerase II. Gene Ontology annotation, cellular component: nucleus; histone acetyltransferase complex; transcription regulator complex. Lineage: Eukaryota; Metazoa; Chordata; Ceratodontiformes; Protopteridae. Gene Ontology annotation, molecular function: chromatin DNA binding; histone acetyltransferase activity; transcription coactivator activity.
AGAAAAAAAACUUUUUUUUUUAAUUGAGGAAUCAACAGCCGCCAUCUUGUCGUACUGGAGUCGGGAUUUCAGGAGCAAUUUCCUUGGAAUCGAAAGGCCAAAAUAACUCCGUAACGAUAAGGACCCCCCACAGGAGUGCAGCGACUGUCAUUCUGAACGUACCUGGUGCGCAAAAUGGAGAUUUGGACUGACAGGAAGUGAUUAACGGUGGUUGCGAGCGGCAGUCCGCGAUAAGGGGGGCACUAGGGAGCUGCGCUCAUUGUUUUUUUUUUUUUUCCCCUCGUAGCGACAGCGGUGGCGGAACGUAACGGGAACGGUAACAGAAGACGCUUCAGACUCUAGUGAAUCUGUCAAAUUACAAGCUGCUUUGAACCUACUUACCGUUCCUCAGUGAAGAUAAACAUACAUCAGUACAGACACAUAUAUAUGUCUAAUAGGAAAUAUAUUUGUACCGGUGUAAGGAAGUGCAAAGAUGCGCCCUGAUUGAGUCAAGGGCAGCUACUCAGAACGUAGUGGCCGGCUACGUGCAACUCAAGGGGUUAAAUGUAGUUCUGGCCGGGCCGAAGAUGUGGGUGUUGGGUGUCUCGGUAGAGCUGCUCUCAGGGGUUGUGGAGCUCUUUCCGAGGCACGGUGGGGCGCUCACGAUCCGUCACUGAGAUUGGGUGCUCGCGGUCGCUCCCUAUCGGUGUCUCCGUGAGAGAAACGUCAACCCCCCGCAUCUCGCGGGGAGACUCGCGCCUUGUUUCUAAGUGUCUUCUGUUGUGUCUUGUACGGGCAAUUGUGCAGUGAAUUUUCCCCCGUGUAGGGGGACUCUGUGUCCCACCUUAUAUUUCUACUCGCUGACAGCUCCUACUUCCAGCAUCCUUUCCGCUGCUGUAAGCACGGGGGUCGAGCGGGCACUUUACGAGUAAAAUGGCUGAGAACCUACUGGAGGGCCCAUCGAACCCAAAACGACCCAAACUGAACUCGCCUGGACUGUCAGCCAGCGAAGAUUUUGGAACAUUCUUUGAUUUGGAGGAUAACCUCCCAGAUGAACUGAUUCCGAAUGGAGGAGAUUUAAGCAUAUUGAACAGCAAUGGGAGCCCUGGCCAAGAUGCUGCCUCCAAGCACAAGCAACUUUCAGAACUGUUACGGGCGGGCAGUUCAAGCUUAAGUGUAAACUCUAGCAGUCCUGUCCAACCUGGAAUGGCUAUCACCGUCCAACAGAACAGUACCAGUAUUGGUGGCUUGUCUUCAGUAAGUAAGAACCCAAUGAAUACAGGUCUUACAUCACCUGUAUCGAACUUGAAGCAGACAGUUAACACCUCUGGCUGUACAUCUUCUGCAGUGCAAGCCUUGAAUUCUCAAACACAGAAACAAGUCAACAUGGUGUCGAACAGUGCAGUGACUUCACAAACUGCCCCUGGAUUAUGCUUGAACACUAACUUUAACCAGACACAUCAGGCCCUCCUAACAAGUAACUCUGGUCACAGUUUGAUGAGUGCAUCCCAGCCAGGACAAGGGCAAGUAAUUAAUGGAUCACUUGGUGCAGCUGGAAGAGGUAGAACAACAGGAAUGCAGUUUUCUGGACCUGGAAUGCAGGGAAACACCGGCAGUGUGCUGGCUGACACAUUAACGCAAGGGGCCCCAGUGAUGGCUGGUCAUACAUCACUGAAUGCUCCUCAGACUGGAGCCAUGACUAAGAUGGGAAUAUCAAGUACUCAGAAUCCUUUUGGGCAACAGCUUGGAAAUGCUGGUGUCAACCCUCAGUUACAGAACAAAGUCGGUAUAGCUAGCAGCUUACCUACCUUUCCUGCUGAUAUGAAAGGGACUGCAGUUACCAGUAUUCCAAAUAUGUUGCUCACUGUGCUUCUUCCCGGCAAAUCAUCUCCCAUUGGAAGAACUGCACACGGAAUGAUUGUCCUGUAUGUCUCCCAUUAAAACAUGCUAAUGAUAAAAGAAUUCAACAGUCUGUACUAGGUCCCCAGACUGGAAUUCCGAAUCCUAUUGGUACAGUAGGAACAGGUCAGCAGAAUUCACCAUCAAUUGGCACUGCAAAUCCAAUUGAUCCCAGCUCCAUGCAGCGAGCCUAUGCUGCCUUAGGUUUGCCAUAUGGUAAUCAGUCCCAAACACAGCUACAGCCCCAGGUACAAGGUCAACAAACGGCUCAAUCGCAAAGUCAUCAGCAACAGAGAGCGUUGAAUACACUUGGUCCUAAUCAGAUGAACCUUAGUGCUGGAAGUGGAGGAGGAGGAGCAGCUGCAGCAACAACAGCAGCAGUAUCAAUGGGGGUCCCCACUCCUGAGCAACAAGCAAAUCUGAUGCCAGAUACAGCCCUUCCUGCAUCUAUGGGGACUUCAAACCCACUGAUGAAUGACGGCACAAAUACUGGCAGUAUUAGUAACUUGGGAACAAUGCCAACAGCAGCACCACCUUCUAGUAGCAUUGUGAGGAAAGCCUGGCAUGAACACGUCACUCAGGAUCUUCGCAAUCACUUAGUACAUAAACUUGUACAAGCCAUAUUUCCUACCCCAGAUCCAGCAGCACUGAAAGAUCGUCGUAUGGAGAAUCUGGUAGCUUAUGCUCGGAAGGUGGAAGGGGACAUGUACGAGUCUGCAAAUAGCAGGGAUGAAUAUUAUCACUUGUUAGCAGAGAAGAUUUACAAAAUUCAGAAGGAGUUGGAGGAGAAGCGACGGUCACGUUUACAGAGGCAGGCCAUUGUGGGUAAUCAGCCUGCCAUGCAGACAUCUGGAACUCAGCCUCCAGCAAUAGCAUCAAGUGCUCCCGUUCCUCAUCCUUCACCUCCUGUUCGACCAUCUAAUGGGCCCAUUCCAUUGCCAAAUCAGAUUCUGAACCGGAUGCAGGCAUCUCCAGGUGUGAAUCAGUUUAACUCCAUGGCUUUAGGGAAUGUUCAGCUGCCAGCACCAUCACUGGGACCCCGCACCACUACGUCUGUGAACCACUCUGUGCAGAUGAACAGCAUGAACUCUGUUCCUGCGUUGGGAGUGACACCGUCCCGAAUGGCACAGCCCCAGGGUAUGCUGGGAGCACAUUCUAAUACUCUGGUGGGGCAGGCCCCCAGCCAAAGCAAGUUUUUGCCCCAGACUCAGUUCACAACCUCUGCAAACCCCAUGAAUGUGAAUAAUAUAAGCCUAGGACAAACUACAGCCCCAGCAGGCAACUCUCAGCAGGGACAAGUAUCAAGCACUACUCUUUCAAUGAAUAACUCAUUAAGUAUGUUGGGGUCACAAGGCAAUCAGCUGUCAGCCUGUCCACCUGUUUCACAGCAGCCUCUACAUCAGACUCCUCCUCCUCCUCCUGUAUCAGCAGCUGGAAAUGUGCCAUCAGUGCAGCACCAGACUCCACAAGGAUUAACUCCUCCACAGUCUGUUCCUACCCAGCCUUCCACACCAUUGUCUUUAAGUCAGGCAACAACACCUACACCAGGAUCUGUUUCUAGUACGUCACAAGCACAAAACACCCCCCCCACUCAGAUCUCUGCUCAGCCCCCAACUCCAGUACAGAUUCAACCUGUGUCAACACCGCAGUCGCAGCAGCAGCCAUCAUCUGUGCAGGCUCAGCCACCCACUUCUCCACUAUCCCACUCUGCUGCUAGCAUUGACAACAGAGUGCCCACUCCAGGAUCAGUAACCAGCACUGAUGUCAGUUCCCACCAGGCUCUCACUGAUGCAUCAGUAUCAGAAAGUAAAUCAGAAAUAAAGCCAGAAGAGAUGGAGGCACAACCACCAAGCGAACCACAGUCUGACCCAAAAACAGAGGUUGAAGAAGAGUCAUCGUCCUCCCCUUUGCAGGUAAAAGAAGUUCAAAGUGUGGAGUCAAAGCCAGAGCCCAUGGAUGUGGAAGAAAAGAAAUGUGUAACAGGAAAAACAGAACCUAAAGAGGAGGAUGACGGUGGAUUUAAUAGCACAGCAUCCCAGUCAGCUUCUCCAUCUCAACCACGCAGAAAGAUUUUCAAACCUGAGGAGCUACGACAGGCACUCAUGCCUACUCUUGAAGCACUUUAUAGGCAAGACCCAGAAUCGCUCCCCUUCCGUCAGCCCGUGGACCCCCAGCUACUUGGAAUCCCUGUGAGUGCACAUCGAAAUAGGGGUGGGCGGGGACAGGGGUCACUGUCCAUCCGAGAUUACUUUGAUAUUGUGAAGAACCCCAUGGAUCUAUCAACAAUUAAGCGAAAGCUAGACACAGGGCAGUAUCAAGAGCCUUGGCAGUAUGUGGAUGACGUCUGGCUCAUGUUUAAUAAUGCCUGGCUGUACAAUCGCAAGACUUCCCGUGUUUACAAGUACUGCACUAAGCUAGCCGAGGUCUUUGAGCAAGAAAUUGACCCUGUCAUGCAGUCACUUGGCUAUUGCUGUGGCCGCAAGUAUGAAUUUUCACCACAAACCCUGUGCUGCUAUGGGAAGCAGCUAUGCACAAUUCCUCGUGAUGCUGCAUACUACAGCUACCAGAACAGGUAUCACUUCUGUGAAAAGUGUUUUAAUGAGAUUCAGGGAGAAAAUGUUACACUUGGUGAUGACCCUGCACAGCCUCAGACAACAAUUUUGAAGGAACAGUUUGAAAAGAAGAAAAAUGAUACAUUAGACCCAGAGCCGUUUUUGGACUGUAAAGAAUGUGGGCGUAAGAUGCACCAAAUUUGUGUGUUGCACUAUGAAAUCAUCUGGCCAACAGGCUUUAUUUGUGAUAACUGCUUAAAGAAGACUGGGAGAACAAGGAAGGAGAACAAAUUCACUGCCAAGAGAUUACAAACUACUAGGUUGGGUAACCACUUAGAAGACCGAGUGAAUAAAUUUCUACGACGUCAGAACCACCCUGAAGCUGGAGAGGUUUUUAUCCGAGUAGUAGCCAGCUCUGAUAAAACAGUUGAAGUCAAGCCAGGAAUGAAAUCAAGGUUUGUGGAUACAGGUGAAAUGUGUGACUCCUUUCCUUACCGAACCAAAGCAAUUUUUGCAUUUGAAGAGAUUGAUGGAGUUGAUGUUUGUUUUUUCGGAAUGCAUGUUCAAGAAUAUGGCUCAGAUUGUCCUCAUCCCAAUGUCAGACGAGUGUACAUAUCAUACCUUGACAGUAUUCACUUCUUUCGGCCACGAUGUCUGAGAACUGCCGUGUACCAUGAAAUUCUCAUAGGGUACCUUGAGUAUGUGAAGAAACUUGGAUAUGUGAUGGCUCAUAUAUGGGCUUGCCCACCAAGUGAAGGAGAUGACUAUAUUUUUCACUGCCACCCUCCUGACCAGAAAAUCCCUAAACCCAAGCGACUGCAAGAAUGGUACAAGAAGAUGUUGGACAAAGCCUUUGCUGAGCGAAUUAUUCAUGACUACAAGGAUAUCUUCAAGCAAGCAACUGAAGACAGACUUACAAGUGCCAAGGAGUUGCCUUACUUUGAGGGUGAUUUUUGGCCCAAUGUGCUGGAGGAGAGCAUUAAAGAGCUUGAACAGGAAGAAGAAGAGAGGAAAAAGGAAGAGAACACAGCAGCCUGUGAAAUUGACGAUGGCCCUCAGGGGGACAGCAAGAAUGCCAAGAAAAAGAACAACAAGAAAACUAACAAAAAUAAAAGCAGUGUGAGUCGUGCUAGCAAGAAGAAACCAGGGAUCCCCAGUGUGUCCAAUGACCUGUCUCAGAAGCUAUAUGCCACAAUGGAGAAACACAAAGAGGUGUUUUUUGUGAUUCACCUCCAUGCGGGUCCUGUAAUCAACACACUGCCUCCAAUAAUUGACCCUGACCCUCUGCUGAGUUGUGACCUCAUGGAUGGACGGGAUGCCUUCUUGACAUUGGCCAGAGACAAACACUGGGAAUUCUCUUCUCUGCGUCGAUCCAAGUGGUCAACAAUGUGCAUGCUGGUUGAGCUGCACACACAAGGCCAGGAACGGUUUGUCUAUACAUGUAACGAAUGUAAAAAUCACGUGGAGACUAGAUGGCACUGCACUGUUUGUGAGGAUUAUGACCUCUGUGUUGGCUGCUACAACACUAAAAGCCACGAACACAAGAUGGUUAAAUGGGGAUUGGGUCUUGACGAUGAGAGCAAUAGCCAAGGGGAGCAGCAGUCCAAGAGCCCACAGGAGUCACGCCGUCUAAGUAUCCAGCGCUGCAUCCAGUCAUUGGUUCAUGCUUGUCAGUGUCGCAAUGCAAACUGCUCUUUACCAUCCUGUCAGAAGAUGAAACGGGUUGUUCAGCAUACCAAGGGUUGCAAACGCAAGACUAACGGAGGCUGCCCAGUGUGCAAACAGCUCAUUGCUCUCUGCUGCUAUCAUGCCAAGCACUGUCAAGAGAACAAGUGUCCUGUGCCCUUCUGUGUAAAUAUCAAACACAAGUUACGUCAGCAACAGUUGCAGCACCGCCUCCAGCAGGCUCAGCUAAUGCGACGGAGGAUGGCCACCAUGCAGGGUCGAAGUGUACCUCCACAGAGUUUGCCUUCUCCUACCUCAACUGCUCCUGGUACUCCAACAGGGCAGCAGCAGCCAAGCACACCUCAGACACCUCAGCCUGCACCUCAAACCCAGCCCUCACCUAUGAGUAGCAUCACACCUGGCUUUUCGCCUGUUGCAAGAACACAGCCACCUACUCCUGUAUCUCAAGGAAAACCUACAAAUCAAGUAUCACCACUACCUGUAACACCUACACAGCCUCCACCAGCAGCAGUGGAAGCAGCUAGACAAAUUGAACGGGAAGCUCAACAGCAACAACAACUUUACAGGGUUAGUAAUCUGAACAGUGGUUUGCCUGUGACCCGCCAAGGAAUGGUAAAUCAAACAGUGGGUGCUGUGAACCCUGUGCAGACUAUAAAUAUGGCUGUAUCUCGACCUGCUCCUGUAACUGGGGCUGUACUGCAAAACAUGCAGACAGGACAGUGGCAGCCCAGUCAGCUGGCACCACAGCAGCAGCAACAACCACCACCUCCACCACCACCACCUACACAACCUAUGACACAAGGAAUGCCAAGAGGUGCCAUGACAGUAGCAGUACAGACUCCACCGGGUGUGAGAGGCCCAGGCAUCCAGCAGCCAACCCGCAGCAUAACUCCUGGUGCACUGCAUGAUCUCUUACGGACUCUUAAAUCUCCAAGCUCCCCUCAGCAGCAGCAACAAGUGCUCAACAUUCUGAAGUCAAAUCCACAGCUAAUGGCAGCAUUUAUAAAGCAAAGGACAGCUAAAUACCAGGCAACUCAACCAGGGAUACAGCAGCAGCAACAGCAACAACCACAAGGUAUACAGCCUCAGCCAGGCCUGCAGCAACAGGCACAGCAGUCAAGUUUGCACCCUCAGCCUAAUAUGCAGAAUCCCCUACAGAACAUAAGCCCAAUGCAGGUUGCAGUACAGAGGAACACUGUGCCUUCUCCACAACAGGCACUGGGGGCAAUGAACACCCAGGGACAAACAAUACCCAUCAUAAAUCCUGGUCACAAUCCCACCAUUGCUAACAUGACACAGUACAGGGAAUUAAUCAGAAGGCAAAUAAUUCAGCAGCAGCAGCAGCAGCAACAGAGUGCUGGAAUGGCAGGUCAUAGUCAGUUUCAGCAGCCACAAGGACCUGGCGGUUACCCCCAAACCUUACAACAGCAGCAGCAGCGAUUACAACAGCAUAUGCCUAUGCAGGGCAACUCUAUGGGACAAAUUAAUCCAAUGGGGCAGCCAGGAAUGGGAACUGAUGGGGUAUCUACCAUGCAGGUUCUUCAGCAAAGACUUCUACAACAGCAACAACAGCAACUAAAACAACAGAUGGCCUCUGGGCAGCCCAAUCCCAUGAGUCCUCAACAGCACAUGCUCUCAGGACAGCCACAACCAUCUCAUCUCUCAGGCCAGCAGAUCGCAACAUCUCUCAGUAAUCAAGUGCGAUCUCCGGCACCUGUCCAGUCUCCACGCCCCCAAUCCCAACCACCACAUUCCAGCCCCUCGCCAAGAAUACAACCUUCUCCUCAUCAUGUGUCCCCUCAGACUGGUUCCCCUCACCCUGGACUUGCAGCUCCCAUGGCUAGCUCCAUGGAUCAGGGACAUAUGGGUACCCCAGAACAGAGUGCAAUGCUUCCACAGUUAAGCACCCCAAAUAGGGGUGUGUUACCCAGCGACUUGGCUCUGGUGGGUGACACCACAGGAGACACAUUAGAAAAAUUUGUGGAGGGUUUGUAGCAUUAAGGGAGCAAAUAUUUUUAUUUUCUCAGACUUUGUACUGAAAAUUCAGACCGCUAGGCGGUUUUUAUACCUAGUUGGAACUGCUGCUUCAUAUACAUAGAGGGAUGAAUUGUUUAAAACAAAAAACAAAGAAUAUAUUUUUUGUUCAGACCAGCUGCAAAAUGCCCUGGUGUCCGGGUUUUUCUGUUAUGUGUUUUUGUUUUAUGUUGUUGUUGCUAUGGACUCAUGCCUAAUUUUUAAAUGAAAAACAGUUCCUUAUAUUAUUCAUAUUUUUUAUUUUGGAGAAUUUAAGCAUUUUGUGUUUUAAAAAGAAAAAAAACAAAUCUAAAGGACAUUUCCGAGAAAAAAUGCAACAUUCUAAUGUAUACCAGUACCUUUCAGCUGUGUUGCGGGAAGACAUUUUCUAUGGUGAAAUUCGUGCAAACGUUUCAAGUAUUAACUUUGUAAAGAUAGGACUCUACAUUAUUGCACACACACUGGCCAAUGCCAAAAUCUUUUGUCUUGCAGAAUUAAAUUUUUUUUUUUUUUUUGUGUCAGAUCAUCUGAUUUUAUUGGGGAAAAAACUUUAGACUGAUCACCUCUGGACUACACUGAUUUUAAAUCGAGAGGACAAACCUCCUUUAUUCUAAGUGAAAACUUGAAAUGAGGAAAAGCAAUUCUAGUGUAAAUCAUGCAAGUUAUAUAAUUACUAUAAAUAUGAAACCCCCAAACUCCCAAUCACUGUAUAGUCUGGUUCAGAGAACUCAAUUUCUUACUUAUAUAUCAUAUUGUUAAAUAAACUGUGUGCAACAGAUACAAAGGCUUAUAUUCUUGACUGCGUCUAGAAAGCAUCAUCAUUUUCUUUGUCACAGGGUCUGUGGCAGGCUGGGGAGGGAAAUGACUUACUGUUUUCAACAUUGUAUUUUGACUAUGCAUGUCUCUUUCCCAUUGUACAUAAAAUAUUGUUUAAAGUUGUUAUAAAUAACAGAUGCUUUUUUCAAA